This is a messenger RNA of Camelina sativa (false flax), 441 nucleotides long. The record is from RefSeq and is a predicted model, not a curated record. Lineage: Eukaryota; Viridiplantae; Streptophyta; Magnoliopsida; Brassicales; Brassicaceae.
AUGAACGUUAGCCAAGGAGGUAGUAAGGUGAGCAACAUGGAUCCGAGGGGAUGCUAUGUGUGUGGGCAAGUUGGGCAUUUCGCUCGAGCUUGUCCGACUGUCGAGGAAACAAAGAGUAACAACUUGUCAACCGUCACGUGUUUCUACUGUGGCGAGUUAGGACACUAUGCGAACUCAUGUCCGUUGAAGCCGGCCAAACCGAACGCCCAAACUGUGAACCGUGCCCAGACAGCAAACCAAGUGAAGGAACCCCCAGCGAAGAAGCAAGCAACCCCAGCAAAUGUUUUAGGAGUAGAGCCACCCAAACCUCCGCAGGCCGCGAAGGGCCAUAUAACAGUUUUAGCAUUGCAUUUUGUUAUAUUUGCUUUGCGUUUAGGAACAUUACUUGUUGGUGGUAACCCCACACAUGUCUCGAUUCGGGAGCGUCCAAUAGAUUUGUGA